This is a messenger RNA of Dicrocoelium dendriticum, 324 nucleotides long. NCBI's taxonomy places the organism in Eukaryota, Metazoa, Platyhelminthes, Trematoda, Plagiorchiida, Dicrocoeliidae. The record is from the annotation of a GenBank genome assembly.
AUGUUCAUCGACGAGCCGGAGGAGUGCAGAAAAGCACUCACUGUAGUCAGCCAGAUCCGUAUUUAUCUCGAGAUUGCAAUCAAUUCGCAGACAGAAUAUCGGUUCCUCAACGAGAAAGAUUUGCAAAUCUUGUCUGUCGUCAGGGACUUCUCUGUUAACAAGUUGAUAACGUAUAAGAUUAUUACACUAAUAGCACCGGGUGUUUGCGAAGAAGUGGAAAUCUGCAAUGGCAAACUGGUAUGCGAUACGGAAUAUUGCAUUGUGAGAAAACCGGAGCGAGUCACGUGUCCUGAACUUCUGCCAUCGUGCCCAUUAGUGCGCUAG